This is a messenger RNA of Teleopsis dalmanni, 1600 nucleotides long. RefSeq names its product dynein regulatory complex subunit 2-like. The coding region runs from base 78 to 1583 and encodes 501 amino acids. The record is from RefSeq and is a predicted model, not a curated record. NCBI's taxonomy places the organism in Eukaryota, Metazoa, Arthropoda, Insecta, Diptera, Diopsidae. Gene Ontology annotation, biological process: regulation of cilium movement; axonemal dynein complex assembly; cilium-dependent cell motility. The transcript has 6 exons. Gene Ontology annotation, cellular component: axoneme; axonemal dynein complex.
UAUUGGGAAUUGCACUAUUCCUACAUAUUUGAUACAAGUACUUUUGAUUUUAUUAGUAAAAUUAAAAAACCUGCAAAAUGACUGACACUCGCACCACCAUAAGAUUUGAAUCGGAUAAGCCGACAACUGAGACCGAAACAGUGCCUGAAGAACCACCGCCAGUUAAAGGCAAGACAAAGAAGAAGAAACUAACCAAAGCAGAAAAGAAGGCUUUGGCCUUGAAGAGACAAAUUGAGUUCAAGAAAUUAGAAUUACGACAAACAUUCAGACGUGAGCUUGAUCUGUCCAAGCAUGCUGUAGCAGUAGGUCGUGAUGAUUGGGAGGAGUUGUGUAAGGAGAUAAAAAUAGCAGAAUUAAGAAUUGAAUUAGAGGAAUGGGAGACAAAAGCUCAGCGUCUAAUGGACCAAAAGGAUGAAAUGAUUUCUAUGCUAAUCGAAGAUAUAGAGACGACACAUGAAAUGCACACACGUGGCGUUUCAAAGCACAAUCAGUUGUUGAAUUUUCUAGCAGAGAGCUAUCAUUUCUUGCUUGAAUCGGUAAAAGUACAUCAUGAAUGCGAAAAGCAGGACUUACUGCGGGACUAUUACGAGGAUGCAGCUAGGGCAGAAUCAGCAAAAGAAUACCAAAAACUUUAUUACGAACGCAUCGAGCAUGCGGUUAAUAUCAUUGUUGAGGAGGAAAUGCGUCUAUCGUAUCAGAUAUAUAAAGAAGAGCGAGACGAACGUGUUAAUAAUGAAAUUACUAAACGUUAUAUGCACCGCGACACAGUCGUGGAUAAAAUGAAACAGCUCCACAGAGCUGUUUACAACUUCUGUAUGUCAUUGAAGACUAACACACUCGACAUACAUAAAUACGAAAAGAUUGACUACCUCAUGGAUCGACAACACAAUUUCUUUAAGGAAACCGCAUCGCUUAAUACUCGCGAGAAGAAAUGCACCCAACAAUACGUAGACCUCCAACGACUACUUAUGCAGCUUGAGAUUGAGUCACAGCGCAAACUGAACGAUUUGCGCUUAGAGCAUGCCUAUUUUCUCAACGAACGAAAGGCCAUUAAAUAUAAAAUGAAAAUCGAUACUGAUAUAACAUUUGAGAAGCUCAGAAUUCUGGGCGCUACAAGCUACGAUGUCAUACGGAGAUACAGAGAUUUGAAGAAGAAAGGUGAUCUGCUGUUGUCAUUGGCUGCUAUGUGCCGACAAUACGAAACACAAUCCGAGAAAAUUGUGCCCUGGCAGGAAGCAGAAAGACCAAUUGGUUAUAGAGAGCAGGAACAGGAAAUAUUUAGGCUUCAAACUUUAGAUCUAAAAAUGCAUGUGGACUUGACUGAGGCUGAUCUAUUAGAGCAAUUCAAAAUUUUGAAAAAUUUCUGGCGUCGUCAGUCACUGGUGGAAUUGCAGAACUUAUUGUUAACCGAUGAAAAGAAUCGAUUACUGGAAGAGAACAAAAAAUACUGUGAUUUUAUAAAAGCAAUGAAUAAGACAGAAGAUGAAAAUGAGCUUCUGAAAGCACUUACAGUAACAAAUGUACUUCCAGCACCAGGACUGCCUUGUCGUAAUUUUUUUUGGAGAGGAAGAAGAAAGAAAUAAAUUAUUGUUUAUUGUAA